GGGGCGAGGACCCCCCGAGGGACAAGGACAUCAGUCCGUAAUUUGCCUCUGGUCCGUCGCGGGUGCCGGUGGGGAAAUGGUAAUUGAGGAGGGGGGCCCCGGCCCCUCAAAGCCCGCAGGUGACAGGCGCCCCCGGCAGCGGGAGAAGAAGGACAAGCAGCAGGACAAGCAGCAGGCCUGCGAGGGAUUCAGUAUUAGAGCCAUGAUGAAAAACAGCGUGGUAAGAGGGCCCCCACCUGCAGGAUCAGUCAAACAAAGACCAGCAAAACGCACAGCUUUUCGCAAGUUUUAUGACCGAGGAGACUUUCCAAUUGCUGUUCAGCAUGAGAGUGUAGGAAACAAAAUUGCCUGGAAGGUAGAGAUUGAAAAUCUGGACUAUCAUUACUUUCUGCCUUUAUUCUUUGAUGGGCUUUGUGAAACGGAAUUUCCAUAUGAGUUUUUUGCUCGUCAAGGAAUCCAUGACAUGCUGGAACAUGGUGGAAACAAGAUUCUUCCUGUUGUUCCUCAGCUCAUUAUCCCAAUAAAAAAUGCACUGAACCUUCGUAACCGACAGAUCCUCUGCACCACACUGAAAAUCAUCCAGCACCUGGUGGUGUCAGCUGAAAUGGUGGGGGAGGCCUUGGUGCCCUAUUAUCGGCAAAUUCUCCCAGUCCUAAACAUCUUUAAGCACAUGAAUGUUAAUUUAGGUGAUGGGAUAGAAUACAGCCAGCAGAAGCGCGAAAAUAUUGGAGUUCUCAUUCAAGAGACACUGGAACUCUUUGAACGCUACGGUGGAGAAAAUGCUUAUAUAAACAUUAAAUACAUGAUCCCCACUUAUUUGUCAUGCAUGUAAACUGAAUUAUAUUAAAUGGAAUGAUUCCAUCUAUGCUCUAAAAAAACUGUAUCUGACUCUGUAUGGCAUCUUGUUAGUCAUGCUUUAUCUUCUCUACAGCUGCUAAAAUAGUGGCUUCUGGGGCAUUGGAGUGUUAGCACUAUUGUGAACAAGGCUUUCCAAUACAUAAAUAGUGUCUGUUCCUUUGAUUACAAUGGUGUACUGUGCUUGUUUGUUCCCUGAAAGAAUCCCUCCUUUAUAACAGAGCUGACUCGAACAAGAAUCUGAGUUAAACCUUCACUUGUGUAGACAAUAAAACUAUAAUUUUCAUACGCG
This is a messenger RNA of Pseudopodoces humilis (Tibetan ground-tit), 1147 nucleotides long. It is a transcript of the gene PACRG, whose product is annotated as parkin coregulated. Lineage: Eukaryota; Metazoa; Chordata; Aves; Passeriformes; Paridae. Gene Ontology annotation, cellular component: vesicle; cytosol; neuron projection. The record is from RefSeq and is a predicted model, not a curated record. Gene Ontology annotation, molecular function: Hsp70 protein binding; Hsp90 protein binding.